Molecule: messenger RNA, 5780 nt
Organism: Notolabrus celidotus (New Zealand spotty)
Lineage: Eukaryota; Metazoa; Chordata; Actinopteri; Labriformes; Labridae
Gene: galnt17
Product: polypeptide N-acetylgalactosaminyltransferase 17
Exons: 12
Coding region: 457-2256 (599 amino acids)
Cellular component (GO): Golgi apparatus
Source: RefSeq, a predicted model, not a curated record
UCCAGUCCACGUUUUUCCCUGCACCCUCUCCAAGGGUUGUGUGGGUUAUAAGAAGAAAUAGAGGAAAUAACAAGCCAACAAACAAGAGGGGUGUGCUGCCAAACAGGAAAGCGUUGGUAUGUGGUGUAUGAGGGGAGAACAUGUGAGGGGAAUCCGAGAGAUCAGGAAGCAUUUCUUUGUUGCUGCUGCUGCUGCUGCGAUCCCGGAGCAUCUGCACCUUCACUGGAGUCUGCAGCAUCUCUCCCUCCGUGCAGCCUCCUCAUCCCAGGGUGAAUUAUUCAACGACUAAUGGCUGGAGGAAGAUGUGGGAUCAGGCUUUCGAAGAACAGAAAGGUUUCAGAGCAUCGCAGACAAAGGGAGCCCUGAAUCUGUGACACAUCCCCAUCCUCCAGGCUCCCCCUCCCCUCCUCCUCAUUCUCCCUCCUGACCUGCCACCACCUGGAGCCCGGACUCUUAAUGGCUUUUCUGCUGAGAAGAUGGAGGGUCUCACUGGUGCUGAAUGUGAUUGCGGUUGCUGGGUUCAUUACGUUCUGGGCCAGGUGCAACACACACAGUCACCAAGCCGCCGGUCGCGAGGCCCCGGCUGACGAGAGGAGGCCCCGGGGCAACAGGAUGGCACAGGGGCCCAACAUCAGCCAUGAGGUGCUGCUGAAGAGGCUCAGCUCACUGGAGGACGUGGUGUACAGGCAGCUAAACGGUCUGUCCAAAUCUCUGGGCCUGAUCGAGGGCUUCGGGGGUCGAGGUGAAGGCGGCUUGCCCGCCACAUUGUCUCCAUCCGAGGAGAGCAUCGCUAAUAACUUGAUCGAGAAGUACGGCUACAACGCGUACCUCAGCGACAAAGUCUCUCUGGAUCGCACCACACCAGACUUCAGGCCCAGCAAAUGCACAAAGGUCAGCUACCCGAGAGACCUCCCCCAGAUCUCCCUCAUCUUCAUCUUCGUGAACGAGGCCCUGUCAGUGCUCCUACGCUCGGUCCACUCAGCUGUCAAUCACACGCCGGCUCACUUGCUCAAGGAAAUCAUCCUGGUGGACGACAAAAGUGAUGACGAGCAGCUGAAGGGACCGCUGGAGGAGUAUGUGAACAAGCGUUAUCCCGGCCUGGUGAAGAUCGUCAGAAACCAGAAGAGAGAGGGACUCAUCCGAGCCAGGAUCGAGGGCUGGAAGGUCGCUUCUGCAGAGAUGACGGGGUUUUUUGACGCCCAUGUGGAGUUCACCCCGUUCUGGGCCGAGCCGGUUCUUGCCCGGAUAAAAGAGGACCACAAGAGGAUAGUUCUGCCCUCCAUCGACAACAUCAAAUAUGACACGCUGGAGCUGGAGCCCUUCAGGAACUCUGGACACGGCUACAACUGGGAGCUGUGGUGCAUGUACAUCCCCCCGCCCAAAGAGUGGCACGAGGAGGGGGACGAGUCAGCCCCCAUCAGGUCCCCGGCCAUGAUCGGCUGCUCCUUCGUAGUGAACCACGAGUACUUCGGUGAGCUCGGCCUGCUGGACUCAGGCAUGGAGGUCUACGGAGGGGAGAACAUCGAGCUGGGCAUCAAGACCUGGCUGUGUGGAGGCAGUAUGGAGGUGCUGCCUUGCUCCAGAGUGGCUCACAUGGCUCGGAGGAAGAAACCCUACUUCUACGACAUCAUCGCCCAAAUGCGGCGCAACGCUCUACGAGUGGCCGAGGUCUGGUUGGACGAGUACAAGUCCAACGUCUACCAGGCCUGGAACAUCCCCAUGGAGAACCACGGUAUUGAUUUCGGGGACAUCUCUGAGAGGGUCGCACUGAGGAAGAGUCUGAAGUGUAAAAAGUUUGAGUGGUACCUUGACAAUGUUUACCCAGAGAUGAGGAGGUACACAAACACGCUGUUCUAUGGACAGAUCCGCAGCAGUAAAGCCAGCCACCUGUGUGUAGACCAGGGUGAGAAGACGAACCACACGGCCAUCCUUCACCCCUGCCACGAGUGGAAUCCUCAGCUGGGACGUUACACCAGAGAGGGUCAGCUGUUUCUGGGCGCUCUGGGCAGCACGGGGGACGACACUCUAUGUGUGGUCGACGAUCAGAUGAGCCCCUAUCCUCGGCUUUUCAACUGUGAAGAGUUGACCGACGAGAAGCAGAAGACGUGGAAUUUCAGUCAGAACAAAUCUUUCGUGAACCGAGCCUCAGGACGCUGCCUGGAGGUGGUGCCAGCUAAUAAAGAAUUCGGCUAUCAGCUGGUUCUGCAGCCCUGCUCCGGUCAGACGUGGACCAUCAAGAACACCAUCAAGCAAUAGUCAAUGGAUUGACUUCACUGGGACCAAGGACAGCAGAGGCCAGCUUCCAGAGAUGUUGCCUAAUCUCAGCCUGGCCAACUUAAGAAGCAGAGGCUCCUCACAUUCACGAGAAGAGGUGGAGAAGGUUCCUGAGAGAUCUGAGGUGGGAACUUCUCAGUGAGACAGGUUUUGUGGGAAACUCUUGUUUUUAAGGGAUUCAAAAUAAUGCAAGUUCCAGCAUGAGGACUGUUUGUCUUUCACAAAAGGACUAACUGUUGAUGUGCCGUUGCCAUGAUUCAUGUGUGUGCCACUUCUCCAUGUUUUAGGUUUUAAAACUGGAGCUUUGAUAAGUCAAAACUGUGUUGUGUCUAAUGUGGUACAAAUUAAGGUUUCUGUCCUCAUCUUCAGAAUGUUUCAGCGUUACAGUUCAGGUUUUAUGUUUCAGUGAAAGAAUCAAAUACAACCCCGACUCACAGAACGUUGGGACGCUGUGCAAAAAUGUUCCUGAAAACAGAAAGUGAGGAUUUGAAAAUCAUUGAAAUUGUGCAAAGACAACAAAAAGUAUAGCUAAAAUAAAUCACCUGGAAGAUUAUCUCCAAGUAAUACUGUCAAUACUGUUAUUACCAUAAUACCUUCAAUAGGCUGGGUAUGAAAAGGACAUUCUAGAGAGACUGAAUCCUUAAGAAGCAGAGAUGAGAAGAUGAUCACCUUUCUGUGAGAGACUGGGUGAGCAUAUAAUCAAUACAAUUUUAAAAUAAUGAUCCCAUCUAAAUCUACAGUACAUAUCAUUCAAAGAUUCAGAGAAUCCAGAGACAUCUCUGUACAAAAGAGACAAUGUCAAAAAACUAAAAUUGACAAAUUAAACUCUGACAUUCUUUUUGGAAAUCUUGGACGCCUCUGCUCUUAAGAGGAAAAGGAACACUCAGGUUGUUGUCAGCACACAGUUCAUAGGAGAGCAUCCCUGAUGGUAUUAGGACGCACAAGUGACCAUGACAUAGGUCGCUUACACAUCUGGGACGGCUCCAUUAACACUGAACAAUAUAUUCAGGUUUAGGAGCAACACAUGCUGCCAUCCAGACAAUGGCUGUUUUCGAAAUGGCCUGAUACAUACUACCUACGAAUGCAGUAUGCAGUAGGUACUGCAUACUGCAUACUGCAUUUGAAUUUAGUAUAUAGUAUGACUGUUAGGUUUGAUCUUGUCUGCAGGAUCCUGGGCCAGACGUCACUGGAUUUCUGUUUUUUUUAUGGAAGACCUUGGAGGAAGACAAUGCCAAACCGCAUUCUACAUGUGCUACAACAGCAUGGCUCUGUAGAAGAAGAGUCCAGGUGCUAAACUGGCCUCCUGUAGUCCUGACAAACAUUUGGAGCAUCAUGGAAUGAAAAAUUAGAGAGAGGAGACUCUAAACUGUUACCCAUCUGAAAUCUUAUAUUUCACUUUCAAAACUCCAGAAUUUGUAAACGUUUAGGAACCCAGGAGACAGGAGUGUUAAAGAAGAGGUGAUGCAACACGAUGGUAAACAUGCCCCUGCCCCAACUGUUGUAAAGGUGACAUAUCAUGCAAAAUUGACUUUUAAAUGGUUCUCUACCUGAAAUAUGUGUCCCUGUCUACAAACCCCCCGAGAAUGAAAAGAAUCCAUUCUGCCCCUGUUCUGAUUUCUCCACCUUUCUGUAAAUGUGUGCUGAAACGAGACGUUUCAGUUUUCAGUGUUUUUCAUACGUCACAACGCCAUCCGGUCUGUAACAGGAAGUCAGAGAUCGGAGUUUGUUCAGCCCAUAGACUGUAUAAAAUACAACUCAACCCCUCCUCCGUUUUUCAUUACCUGCACACAUGUGUGCUAACAAGGAGCUUAGGAGGGAGGCAUGCUAGUUGUAGGCUGUCUUAAUAAACACAAAGGUCGGUUUUACUCCCCACGUCUGCAGAUUUGAAGAUCUAGUGGAUGAUUUUUAUUUAUCAUGGAAAAGUGCUAGCGCUAGUUAGCAUAGCCACAUAGCUACAUGUUCGUAGCUGUGUACCAAGACACACGUUGACAUGCUGACAAAUAAAACAACAAGAAACACUAAAUCUGUGACCAAUCCUUCAGAAAGGUCCUGCUACAGGUGCCUCUCCAUCAGGAUCAGAUUCUGGAUCAGAUUCAGAGGGUUGAAGUAACGUGAUCUCUGAGCAGCCGUGUAUAUUCAGCCAACAUGUAAACAUUAGAUCAACGUGCCGGAGAGCCGAGGCCACACCCACUUCCUGAGGGGGCGUGGUCAGAGAGAAAACAGACUGUUCUGAGGAGGGCUGAAGAAGAGUGUUUUUCAGGCAGACCAAAAUCUGAUUUCAAAGUGUUUUUUUGAGCAUAAACUUUAAAGACAUGUUUUGGGGACCUCUUAGACCAAUAUAUGUUGAUGAAAAAAGCGUGAUAUGUCACCUUUAAAACAUUUUCAGAUUCAACAUUUGAUGUAAUUUCUUUGUCCUUUUUUAAAAUAUAUACUUUUAAUGAUUUGCAAACCAUCUAAACAUGUAUUCAUGGGGCACCGUUGGCCUUGCAGUCUAAGCGCACCCCUUGUUGCAGCGGUUGCAGGUUUGAUUCCCGACCUCUACCAUUUCCUGCAAGUCUUCCCCCGAAUCUCUACUCUCCACAUUUCUUGUCUCUCUCCAGCUUUUCUAUCCAAUAACUUUAAAAUAUGGUUUUAUGAACAUUUCACACAGCGUCCCAACUGUUUUUGAAUCGGGGUUGUACAAUUUUAGAAUAUGCACUGAUCAGGAAAUGUUGUGUUUCUUUAUGCUGAAGAGAAAAUCAUUAACAAUUGAUACUUAGAGACGCUCUUAUUUUGCUGCACCUCCACAGUCCCUCUGUGGAGGUCUACCUGACCGACUCGUGGUUUUGUAUGUGACGGACACGUUUGUCCCUUUCCUGUUUUAUUGUUUUUUACUCAGAGCAUUAAAAACAACAGUUGCUGUACAUCUUUAGCUUUACAUCUUGUAGCAUGAUUAUAAGUACUGUAGUCACAUGGGAACAAAGUUGAGUUAAGCUGAGCUCAUUUGUUCUGUUUCAUGCUGAGUGCCAUAACGCUUGCAGAAAGCCACAACGUAGAGUCUGGAGCCUGGAGCACUUUAAUGAACACAGAGAUAGAACCUUCAAGCUCUGAGAGGAGGAGGGGAUCAGGGACAGAGAAGUGCACAAGUGUAUGGGUUGUGAAUGUGCUGGUGGCCCACAGAGCCAGUACUGUUUGUGUAAUAAGAUGUAUAUGAUGUCAAAUAAUCAAUAAUUCAGUGUUAUCAGUUUGAUUUUUUCCUUCCAAGAUUGUCUUCCAAUAAACAGCUGGUUUUCUGGUUCUUCUUGGUCGGUGCAGAGAUGCAAUUCUUAAUUCUUGAUUCAUAAUGAACAGUAUUGAUUUGUUGGUCACUGCCUUGUUUAUUUUGGUUGAUGAAUUAGUGAAUGAAAGUAAUUACUGACUUUAAAUAAGCUUUACAAAGAAGGGCCCACAACGCUGCUCCACUUUCUUUUUUUCCAUUACUUUGUCCAUUUGCACGGCUGUCGUCCAAAUAAAUCCUCAUCCUGUGA